Molecule: messenger RNA, 564 nt
Organism: Pseudocercospora fijiensis CIRAD86
Lineage: Eukaryota; Fungi; Ascomycota; Dothideomycetes; Mycosphaerellales; Mycosphaerellaceae
Exons: 3
Coding region: 1-564 (187 amino acids)
Source: RefSeq, a predicted model, not a curated record
AUGGGAGAAGAAGACAACCGCGCAGCCCAGCGCAGACGCUACGCCAGUAAGAUCAUCAAACUACACGCUGGUCAAGGUGGCGAUUUUCCUGACGAUCAUGUGGACACCGUCACUUCCUACGCGCAUUGGCUGUAUCAUCGAGAGAUCUCAGAUGUCAACUUCAGGCGGGAUGGCAAGCUCUACCCCGAUCACAUGUUCUUGGUCUCCCUCUGGCUUUUCGGCGAUAAAGUCCAAGACGACAAGUUUUGUGACGCGGCGAUCUGCGCAGUCCUUGAUACGAUGGACGACGACCGGUAUGUCUCACUCUCGAUUCCCGACGAGGCUGCCAUCAAUAAAGCCUACGACUCAACUCCAUUUGACUCGCCUCUUCGCCGUUUCUUUGUUGCAGUAUUGGCAGACCAUUGCCAGGAAGAAUGGUUCGAGACGAAUGACUACAAUGCUGAAUUCGUGCAAGACUUGGCUAAGGAGCUCGUUCGGCGACGAGGCUUCAAGAACUACAAGUCUUACUCGAAGGAAGCAGUCUCCGCAACAUUCAAUCACAUGAAUAAUUACAUGAGCAUGUGA